Molecule: messenger RNA, 246 nt
Organism: Protopolystoma xenopodis
Lineage: Eukaryota; Metazoa; Platyhelminthes; Monogenea; Polystomatidea; Polystomatidae
Source: the annotation of a GenBank genome assembly
AUGGCAGCACUUAUUGAUGAUGCCGACUACGAUGCCGGCGAAGCGUCUGAGAAUGUACCAAGUCCACGGUCUGAUGCUGGAAAUUAUGACAACUACUAUGGCAGAGGACUUCGGACAAGAUGCGUUCUACUAAUUCGCCCUGACAACAAGACCGAGUUGCGACAGCGAGGUCAACUCACUUCUAUAAAUUGUAAAGAGGCUGCGACCAUACCGGGUGUCACAACAUCGUGGUCUUCAUAUCUUUGA